Aspergillus novofumigatus IBT 16806 is the source of this 324-nucleotide messenger RNA. Its product is annotated as NMRAL1 protein. The record is from RefSeq and is a predicted model, not a curated record. Bases 1 to 324 code for a protein of 107 amino acids. The transcript is spliced from 3 exons. Lineage: Eukaryota; Fungi; Ascomycota; Eurotiomycetes; Eurotiales; Aspergillaceae.
AUGCCUGAAACUGCAUCUAUUCCCUUGUUCGACGUUCAUAACACGGGAAUUUGGGUCAAGGCGAUCGUACGAAAGCGAGACCAGCUAUUGGGGAAGCGUAUACUAGGCGCUACAAAGUAUACAACUCCCAAGAAAGUAGUCAAGGGGUUCAAGCAGGCCUUCCCAGAGGCUGACUCAAUAGGGUUGCCGGACUGGGCAGCAGAAUCAAUCUUAGAAAUAAUGCGCCUCAUUAAUAAGGGCAGGUACUUUGGUUUUAAGCUGUUGGAAGAGAGCCUUGCGGUAGAUUUCUUAAAGAAGCAUAAGGGCUUCAAGGACCUCAAAUAG